AUAAUGCCUAUCUUUCUCUCUUUGGCCCACCUCUCAUCCGAAGACAAAGAUGAAGCCGUCGUGACCGCCAUCUCCUCUCAUCUUCCACAAGGGACGAAUAGUCGAUCUUAUCCUUUUUCGAUAAAAUCGACAAACCUUGCGCCAUCAUCAUAUCCAUGUAAAAGCCACGCCUCCGGCCUUAUCCAAAGAGAAAGAACAUUCGCAAAGGAAGAUUGUAGGAAAGCUUCUCGAAGCCCACAAAAGAUGAAUUCAGUCGAAGAAGACAAGCUCAAUUCGGCCGAAGUAAAGAUUCCAAGGUAUAAAUUAUACAUUGAACUGGGUAUAAUAUAAUACCCAAGGUUUUAGAAUACGCGGUCCGACCGGCGGUCCAACCGGUCCGACCGCGAAACGGUUUGGUGAGCGGUCCGGGUUUUACCUUCAAAACGGUCACCUUU
Molecule: messenger RNA, 434 nt
Organism: Impatiens glandulifera
Lineage: Eukaryota; Viridiplantae; Streptophyta; Magnoliopsida; Ericales; Balsaminaceae
Exons: 2
Coding region: 4-330 (108 amino acids)
Source: RefSeq, a predicted model, not a curated record